CUGACAAUCAGUUUAUGUGAAAAUGGAAGCAAGUGUGUUAUGUGAAACUCCCGGGUGCAAGUCACUUGCUAUGUUACAAUGCCCAACAUGUAUUAAACUGGGUAUUCAGGGUUCUUUCUUUUGCAAUCAGGAAUGUUUUAAGAAGUCGUGGAAGUCGCAUAAAAUCAUACAUUCGUUGGCGAGUGAGAGUACAGAUGGACCUGGAGUGGAAUACAAUCCUUGGCCAUCUUAUACCUUUUCUGGUAAGCUGAGGCCUUAUCCUCUGGGGCCGAAACGAAUUGUACCGGCUCAUAUAGGCCGCCCGGAUUAUGCCGACCAUCCUACGGGUUUCCCGGCAUCGGAAAAUGCAGCGAAAGGUUCUGGGCAAAUUAAAGUGCUCGAUGAUGAGGAAAUAGAAGGAAUGCGUGUCUCUUGCCGUCUUGGCAGAGAAGUUUUAGAUGAAGCUGCCAAGGUGUGUGAUGUUGGUGUGACUACUGAUGAAAUUGACCGGGUUGUGCACGAAGCCUGCAUUGAAAGGGAGUGCUACCCUAGCCCUCUCAAUUAUCACAAUUUUCCAAAAAGCUGUUGCACGUCAGUGAAUGAGGUUAUUUGUCACGGAAUCCCAGAUUCACGUCCUUUAGAGGAUGGUGACAUAUGUAAUGUAGAUGUGACAGUUUAUCACAGAGGCUUCCACGGUGAUUUAAAUGAGACAUUCUUUGUUGGUGAUGUUCCGGAAUCAACUAGAAAACUUGUACAAAUUACAUAUGAGUGCUUACAGAAGGCAAUAGAAAUUGUAAAACCAGGAGAGAAGUAUAGAGAAAUUGGGAAUGUCAUACAGAAACAUGCACAGGCUAACCGCCUGAGCGUAGUUAGAUCAUAUUGUGGUCAUGGAAUACAUAGAUUGUUUCAUACAGCCCCUAAUGUGCCUCAUUAUGCAAAGAACAAAGCAGUGGGUGUGAUGAAGCCGGGACAUUGUUUUACAAUAGAGCCGAUGAUUAAUGAAGGUGGCUGGCGUGACGAGCAGUGGCCAGAUCAAUGGACUGCUGUCACUGCUGAUGGCACAAGAUCUGCACAGUUUGAACAAACUUUGUUAGUAACAGAGACUGGUUGCGACAUACUUACACAGCGGGCAUCCGGCCGUCCAUGGUUCAUGGACCAGCUUGAAAAAUUCAAGUAAUCAGAUAUAAUUACGCAAAUCAUCCACUGAGCUGAUAUAUUCUGAAUAUAGUGUGCAAUAUAGAAUAAAUAUUCCUAUAUUUAUGUCUAUGUACUUAUGUACAUGAAAAAUUCAACAGCACAGAAUUCUUUAACCCUUUAUUUGAUAUUAAAUGUCAUAAGUGGUAUGGGAUUCCUUUGAACAAACUUAAAAAUUAAGUAAAUAAUAUAUAUAAUGCUCUUAGUACCGUCCGCAAAUCAAUACCUAUCUGCCAAAAAUGUCAAUUUACAAUAGUUAAGUAUAAAAGCCAAAUGUAAUCAUUAUACUCAGUGGAUGAAUAUAAAAUGUGUUUGAAUUUGAGUGGUAGGGUGCUGUUUCGCUGAUUUUCAAUAAAACAUCACACCAGGGAAAUCUUAUGUCUUUCAAUGAGUUGUGUUCAUUAAUUCUAAAUCCAGCUGUUUUUAAAUUGGCUGUAUAACAUAAAGUAUGUUAGUAAAAAAAAUAUUGUUUUGAUUUAUCAUCGGCCAAUAAUUAAUUCGAUUACACAUUACUAAUAACAAUGAGCUUACUUACUUGUGAAUAUCUGUCGAUUCAAAUUAGACUGAUUUAAUUUGCUUGAUACUGGUUAUUGGUCGAUAAAUAACAUGUAAUAUGAAUUCAUGAUUCCUUAAAUGUGAAAGUAAAUAAUUACAUGCUGUGGCAUGCACAUGAAAAAAAUAAAACACAAUAUUUAUAUAUGCAUCUCAUUAUACAGAUAAUAAUAAUUAUAUAUUGUGGAAAAUUUUAAAAUGUUGCAAUAUUAUAUGGGAAUAAUAGAGUUGAUAAACCUAUUGGUUUGACUGAAAAGUGACUGCGAAAUACAAACACAUACGGAGUAGAAUGCUUUUUCAGAAAGUACAUUUUUAGUAUUUUCUACUACUAAUGAACCCAAAUGACAAUAAUAUUAAGUAUAUCACAAAUUAAAACCAUUAACAAGAUUUACAUAGAAAUAAAACACUUAGUAUAAUAUUUCUCAAUAGAAAUGUUAAAUAUUUUCUAAAAUUUGAAUUGUAUGGUUAAAAAUUUUUUUGGUUCGAUCUAUAGUUUGAAUGGAACAAAACAUCGAAUUUUAAAAAUGGGUAUAUUUGGUUGCAUGAUUUGUGCUUUGCAUAUUUAUUCAUUUGAGACAGAUGAAUAUUCCUGUAAGAAAAAACUAAAUUAUUCUUUGUCUUCCAAUUUCAAAUUAUUAAAUGUUUCUUUUAAAAAGUCUUAAUGGAUUUCUCAACUAAUUAAUUUCAGACACCUAAUUAGUAGUAGACAACAAUUAGACGCAGUAGUUGGUGAAUUCAUAACUUCAUACUAAUUCAAUAUAUUUUUUUAUUACUACAGUUGGAUGAAUGAUACUGUUCCUUUAGUUAUUUUAAUUAAAAAUUUUAAAAACGACCAAAGUUUUUCAACCUAUCUAAAUACAUUUCUAUUCUAUAUUCCUUUAAACAUUUAUAUUGAAUUCUCAUGUUAUUCUAUAGUUUUUAAAACUUAUUUUUAAAUGUAACAUAAUAAACAUACUCA
Messenger RNA from Nymphalis io (European peacock), 2683 nucleotides. Its product is annotated as methionine aminopeptidase 1. Gene Ontology annotation, biological process: proteolysis. Gene Ontology annotation, molecular function: metalloaminopeptidase activity. The transcript has 6 exons. The record is from RefSeq and is a predicted model, not a curated record. Bases 23 to 1156 code for a protein of 377 amino acids. NCBI's taxonomy places the organism in Eukaryota, Metazoa, Arthropoda, Insecta, Lepidoptera, Nymphalidae.